This is a messenger RNA of Auanema sp. JU1783, 3282 nucleotides long. Lineage: Eukaryota; Metazoa; Nematoda; Chromadorea; Rhabditida; Rhabditidae. The record is from the annotation of a GenBank genome assembly.
AUGUUUAGUUUAUUAUGUAAAUUUAUAAUAUUGGCUGUGCUGUUCUGUCCAAUCACAGCAAGCUCUAAAUUGCUGAUUGUCGGUCAGAAUAGAAACAACAAUUACAAGUUUGCCUUGGCUCAGCGAUAUUAUCCAGAAGUCGACAAGAUUGUCAGAGAUUCUCGUGCAAGCUUUUACGUUUUUACUCAAAACACCUGCCAACAGCAGAAUGAGAUGGUUGACGAUGUCUAUACGCAAUGCCAUCAAAUGAAAUUGCCUACAGGCAACAACUUCACAACCAUUGUCGUCUCACAACGUGGUACAGACGAAAUGAAUUUCUCAGAAAUAGAAAUAUUUUAUAAUUUCUUGGAUAAGCAAAAUCCAUUGCUGGUCAUUGAAAUUGGUGAUGAAGCCAUUCAAACGACAGCUCUGCUUAAGAAAGGAUCCAAAUGUUGGGGAGAAACAUCUACACCAAUCAUAUCUCCCAACAGAGCCUUCUUAUGCAACGAUUUCCAACCAGCUAUGGCUAGAAAUCUUAUUGAUGCCCAAGAUGUUCAGCUGAUUCCUCAAACUACUUUCCCAAAACCAGAAGUCGAAGAGAAAGCCUUCUGGCCAUGCAUCUUCGUUUCAGCUUCACCAAAAUCCAAAAAGUCCAAAGAGACUCCCAAAAUCCAUGUUCAAAUUCAUGAUGAAGAGGAAGAGGAAGUGAAGGAAGUUGAAGAGAAAGCUAAGAAAUCAACAAACUACCGUCCUCAUAAAGCACCAAAAAAAGAAGAAGAGAAGAAGCUGGAGUGUAAAUAUCGAAAGUCAUGCUACGAGACAGGAACUGUCCCAGAUAUUGAUCUAAGCUUUAACUUUUGGCCUUCAUCAUUCACGUGGAACACAGACAGUACGGAUGAGAAUGAUGAGAACGAUGAUGAUGACGAUGAUGACGAUGAUGCAGAGAAUGUCAACAGAAUUACGGCGAUGAAGCUGAAAUGUAAGUACCGGCUAGACUGUUACAAAGCCAAAAAAAUUCCUCUCAGCUUAAAAGAGCAGGAACAUAAUGAAAAGAAGGCUGCAGCUUCUAUUGAGCAUUCAAUUCCAAAAGCCGGAAAGAAGAAAUCGUUGAAAGACAUCGCCGAGAAAGCUGUAAAGAAAGUAAAAGAAGCUGAAGAGAAAGCUGCCUCACGUCCUCUACCAAAAGCUGUCAAAAUUGAAAAAGAACUGGACAAGAUAGAAGAUGAAAUGAACAAGAAACUUCGUUGUAAAUAUAGAAAAAGCUGCUAUGAAAGUGGAGAAUUACCGGAAAUUGUUAUGAGCACUUGGCUAUUCUCAACAACUUCACAAGCUUCCGACGAUGAUGAUGAUGUUGCUGCACGUGGUGGUCGUGGUGGAGGUGUGAUAGUGGAUGCAAAGACGUAUGCAGAAAUGGAUGAACUAGAUCAGAAAGUCUAUUGCAAGUAUCGCAAGAGUUGCUAUGAUACAGGUGUUAAGCCUGAGAUUGAGCCUGAGAUACAACUUCGUAGCUUCAAAGAUCUUAAGGAUCUGCCGGAUAUCGUGGAAACACGUAAGCUUACUAUACAAGAGAAAUGCAAGUAUAGAAAGUCAUGCUAUGCAACUGGUAUACUGCCCGAAAUACAUCCACCUGUUGAAUACGUUGUUGAGCAGAAGCAUAUAAGCUCUGUUGUUCCGACAAGUGUACAAGAUUUAAAACAUCUAUGUAAAUAUAGAAAAUCUUGUUAUGAAGAGAUUGCUAAUUCUGGAACAACUGAUGUUGUUAAGCAUAUACGUAAGAGACGAUUGAUUGAACGAGAAGAGAAGAAGAGACGUCAUCGACGUGAUAGACUACGUAAACGUGCUAAAGGUGGCAUCGAAUUUGAAGAAGAGCUACGACAUGCUGCUGAAGCGUCUGAAGAAGAUGAUGAUGACGACGACGACGCAUCUCAGCAUUCAAAGAAAAUUCGUAGAGAAAAGAAUUACAAGCCGAUUAGUUCAGAGGAAGUUGAUGAACAACCAUCUGUAUCAGCUCAUAUCCAACCGACUGUUGCUCAACAUGAAGAUGCCGACAGAGAUGAGGAAGAAGUGAAGAAGCCGAAAAAAUCUUCAAAAAAGAUCAAACAAGAAGUGAAAGAAGAAAAGAAGCCUCAGAUAGAAGAUGAUGACGAUGAGCCAGAAGUUCCUAAAGUCGUUGUUGUUGAAGAAGAUGAAGCUGAAGUAGUUGAUAAGAUGCCCAAGAAGAGUAUGAAGAAGCAGAAGGCCGUCAAGAAGCAGGUGCAGAAGGAGGAAGAAAAAGAAGCUGCCAUGCCAAUCCCAGUGGCUGUAGUCAAAGAGUUGCCGAAGAAAGCUGUUGCAGAAGAAAAGAUCAAAAAAUCUGUGAAAGACAGCAAGAAGCAGGCGAAAGAAGUAAAAGCUGAUAAGAAGUUGAAGAAAGAAGCUGAAGCUAAAGCUAAGGACAAUGCCAAUGAUGAUGAUGACGAUGAUGAUGACGAUGAGUAUAAGAAGAAGCAGAAACAAAAAGAAUUCUGCAAAUAUCGUAAAUCAUGUUAUGAAACAGGUGAACGUCCAGAUAUUGAUCAAUCCAUAUCAACCAUGUAUUCAUCAUUCAAUCAGCAUGUUGAUAAAGUAUAUGAUAAUCAGAAGCCAAAAUCAGAAUCUGAUCAGAAGCUUGAUUGUAAAUACCGAAAGUCCUGUUAUGAUACAGGACGACUUCCUGAUCUCAAUAUUCGUCAACAGAUAGUUGUUCCAAAAUUGGAAGAGAUACAUGAUAAGAAACUUCAUUGUAAGUAUCGCAAAUCAUGUUAUGACGAUAGUAUUGAGGAUGAAGCUGAAAAGCUUCCAAAUCAUUCAGAGAAAGUUCCAAAGCCUUCAAUACAGAAGGUUGUAACGGAACAGAAGAUCAAGAAGACAACAACAGCUGAAAAGAAGUCAGAAGAUGAACGCAAGAAGUCAUCACAUCAUGCACAGAAGGAGGAUAACGAUGAUGAUAACGAUGAUGACGAUGAUGAUGAUGAUGAUGACAAUGACAAGAAUGAUAAGCAGAAAAAGAAAGUAGCUCAUAUUGAUGCUCACAUAAUCAGUCUAAGCUUAGAAGUAGAUGAAAAAUUAGAUUGCAAAUAUAGAAAAUCAUGUUAUGCUAAUGUGAAGCCAAGAUCGAAAAAUGAAGAUCAUAGUGGAAGUAUGGCACGGCAAAAUGGAUCACCCAUUAGAACGAAAUGUAAUGAAUAUUAUCUUUCAUGCAGAGAACAGUUAGGACUCCCACCAAAGGAGAAAGCUCCAAUUGGACCUAAUGGAAGAAGACUUUGCCGAAAGAAGAAAGAGUGA